UCGUCAGUGUGUCUUAAGCGGCUAUAGUCGUUGAGCUCGUCACCUCUCGUCGUAGUAUUUUGGGUCGUUGCGUUAGUGCAUUAGCUGAUAUACGGUUAGUUUUCCAUUUUAGCGAACGAUAUUACGAACCCCUUGUUUUCUGCUGUUCUAGCGUGGUUACGUCUUGACAGCUUCAUGGAAUUUAGGACAGUUAGUUCGCAGAAAAAGUGUUUGUGAGUGUGGAUGUGUGUGUGCGCGCGAGAUACAAUUGCAACGCAUAUAAAUGUGAGCGCCAGCCAAAUGUAUUUCCGCUAGCGUUCGCAUUGGCAAAUUAUAUCAUAAAAUCAACAUUGUGCGGUCGUUUUGCCAUUGACAUAGGUCACGUCGCUAACGUGUGUGUACGUGCGCUGCGUUCGAGUUGCGAGCCGCUUCAGUGCUGUGUUCAGCGAGCGAACAGCAACGCUUUCACGCACAUACGUCACCGUCGCUGCUUGUAUGUGUGUAUGUACUUACAUAUAGUGUACUUUAACAGUUUAACUGCAUAGCAGCAGCGCGCACACCAACACACAUACAAGCGCACAUUUGUAGUGACGCCGCGGACUUUUGGUGUUAGCACGCGUGUUGUGCGCGCAGCGUGGUAAGCACGCACCGGCAGCGCUGCCGCGAGGCUUCCACAAACCAUACAGGAACCAACCAUAGAAACGAACACACACAUACACAGGCACCGCAUUAAGCACUUUAUGUGCGGUAAUUCGAAUAUAAAUUUGAUUUUCCUGCGAAUUGCAGCAACAAAGCAACAAAGAAAGCGAAUGUGAAAUUGCCAGCAGCAAUUUGUUGCUUGCGUGAGUGUAAUACAUAUAAUAAGCACAUUAACAACAACUAUAAAAGCAAAAAGCACAACUCUAGUGAAUACAAGCCACUGCUGCAAUAAAUAAAAUCUGUAAAUGCACAAUCAAAAAUUGCACCAACUUGUGUGCGCGUGAGUGUCAAAUUGUUGAACGCUGUCGAUUAUGCGGCGCGUUGAUUCUUAAACGCUUGCGUAUUCGCCGAAAGUGCAAAUACUAAAUUUCCGUGCCGUGCGCGUUAAAUGGUGGCGAAUUACUAGAGUAAGGCGCGGACGGCCAUUAUCAUUUGCUCACUUUGCUGCUAACGGUGUGCAUUUGAAGCACUUAAACACACGCCUACAUACAUGCGUACCUAGAUUGGUUUACUUACUUUUGAGCACAUUGUUGCCGGUAGUGUUUUCGUGGCACUUGUGCGGUUCGUAAAAACAAAAGUUGUUGACAUUAAAAUUUCUGUAAAUGCGCGCUUAAUGCAGUUGCUCGUUUGAGUUGUGAGUGUUGCUGUUGCAAAGUAUCGCUGCAGAUGUGUGGUAAAUAAAACGAAAAUUUGUUUGUGUAAACACUUGUGAGACUGUGGAGUGCUGUUGUUGAAAGGCAAUUUCGCAAACAAUCAGCUUUGGCAUUUUUAAAGUGAGUGAAAAGUUGAAAUUGAGACUAAAAAGUGCUUGCAAGUCCGAAUUGUGAAUUUAAAUAUUCUAUCUGUUGUCAUAUAAAGAAACGAAUUUAGGAAGAAUUAAAAGAGAAAUCUGCACGGAUUGCAAUUUUGUGUAGGCAUUGGUAAGAACUUCCAAUUGUAAAAGAUCCCAGAUUAUUCAAUGCAAGACUCUCCCCAAAUUAAAGAUUAACAUUAGGAGCUGAAACGAUUUUUCGUAUUUGUCGAACGCAUUUUAAAAAGAAGAGCCGAUCAAUAAAUUGAACAACCAACCCACCUAAAAUCCCACAAAAGCGUAACUUAAGCUGAAACUUAUACCCAACAAACAAUCUCCACUCAUUCGACGAAAAAUUUACACAUUCUUACCACAAACACCAACCAACAAACUCCCAAAAAACCAGCAAAAUGUGGCCGUCUAACUGUCAGCGGCGCACACUGCUCGCCAUCGUGCUCGUCUGCUUUGCCUGCCUCAUUGCGCCCGCAGCGUCCCGCUCGCGUGACAAAGAAGGGCGUCGUCGCAGCGAUCGCCUCUCAGCCGCCUCUUCCACCUCCGCCUCGUCCACGUACUACGCCAGCAGCGGCAGUGUGAACAGCAACUAUGCGAGCAUACCUUCCUCGGCCACCAGUUCGUAUACGGGUCCCAUGGACACGACCGGCUUUUGUGUGCGCCGUCGCGAUAUGAAGCUCAUGUGCUACUGCACACCGGACGAGAAUCACGUGCCCGUGCUAAAGGCGGAGUGUUGGGUAUUCUCAGAUAUCUUGCCACAGAACGAUACAACCUGGACGCGUUUCUUUCAGCAGAAGCGCUUGCGUGAAUUGAAAUUUGUCAUACAAAAUCAUGGUCGCCUGGACUAUAUACCAACGCUAGUGUUUGAAUCGUUAAAGAAUUUGACCACCAUUAUUAUUGAGUACUCGCAGGUGGAUGUGGUGAAGAGCAAUGCUUUUGCCAAUCUACCAUAUUUGGAGCGUAUCAUCUUGACCAAUAAUCAUGUAGCGGCUUUGGCUCAGGACGCAUUCGCUAAUCACAUACGCUUGCGUGAGUUGAAUUUGGAGCACAAUCAGAUAUUUGAGAUCGAUCGCCACGCUUUUCAUAACCUACCACAAUGCGAGAAGCUUUUCUUAAACAACAACAAUAUCUCUAACUUGCAUGACAGCCUUUUUGUGGAGAUGCCACACUUGGUGUAUUUGAAUUUGGCACAUAAUCAGAUAUCAGUGCUGACCAGCGACAUCUUCAAAGGUCUGGGUAAUUUGAACGUGCUGAAGCUGUCGAAUAAUAACAUCAAUUUUAUCGGUGAUACUGUGUUUGCUGAGUUGUGGAUCUUGUCGGAAUUGGAGUUGGAUGACAACAAGAUUGAGCGCAUUUCGGAACGUGCUCUCGAUGGCUUGAAUACGCUAAAAACGCUGAAUCUUCGCAAUAACAAGCUGAAGAAACUCGACAACGGACUACUACGUGGCACACCCGCACUUCUCAAUAUCAAUGUGCAGAGCAACGAGUUGGAGACUUUGACAUUUUAUACAUUCCAGCCAAUUAUGGAUAAUUUGGUCAACAGCACAAGUGAACUGCUGCUGUCAGAUAAUAACUUCGUUUGCGACUGUCGUCUUCAAUGGCUGUUUGAGCUGAAAAAUCGUACGCGCUACACGGCAUUGCGUGAGGCGCUUGAGACUUUCGUCUGCACACUGCAUGAUCCGAAAAUUGCCAACUUUGUUGAGCCCGUACCAAAUCACAUUUUAGAUCUGCUUAACAUCGGCAGCAGCUACAAUGGCGCCAACAGCGCCGAACUACACCUCGGUGGCAACAAUAGCGGACGCAAACGCUUCUCCAAGUCACGACAAAAUGGCGGCACACAGCGCGGUGUCGGCGGCAAUGGACAACGUCUGGGACAAAUGCAGCUAAACGCCGAUGAGAAUGUCGACGUGAUCGAUGCCGCCGCCGUUGCACUGACACCCGAACACGGUGAACACGUGCUGUCGCUAAGCAAGCGCUCGUUGGCCGACGGCAGUGAGCUCACUGUUGUCGCCAGCAGUCAGCCGGAAGUGUACAAUGACGCACUCUUGGCAGCCUCAGGUAUACCAGACAUCGCCACCGCCAAUAUUGUUGGUGAGAAGAAGAAGAAAUCCGUAUUGCCCGCAAAACUAAGAGAUGACUACUACGACGAAGCAGCCGGCUUAGGCGGUGGCGCUGCUGCGCCGCAUGGCCUGCUGUUGGCACAACAAAUCGAACUGGGCGAAGGCUUGGACGCGCUCAAACAGAAUGCUUUGUACAAUCAGCAAACCAACGAUGUGAUUGGCAUGACCAAUACAAUCAACGAGCACGGCGCUAGCAAGCCACAGCCGCUGGGCAUCAAGGUGUGUCUGUUCUUGUUGAAACCCGAGCGUCUGCCGUGUCACGACGAGCUCAGCGAUCCGACAGAGUUGCCAUUGUCGCGCGAUCUCAUGGAUGUGCGCAGCAAUCAGGCGCAGAGCAAUAUGUCUUCGGCCGGCAGCGCUCUGUCAAUGGCAACGACGACUCUGGUGGGCGUGGCGGCGAUAAUGUUGCGCUUCAGCAGCAGACGGCGCAUCGGUUAAACAGUAAUGAUGGCGCGCGGAUGUAAUAGGUAACAGUAAUUCUAUUAAACUGUGUGUCUGCGUUUAAGAAUACUGCGAAAAUAUAUGUGUGUAGACAAUUGCCAAUAUGGGAAAUACACUGGUAAUUUGUAACAAUAAUUUAUAAAAAAAUAAUUAUUUAAUAAUUUUCUUUGACUAUUUUGAAGUGAAUUGAAAAAUUUUAAAUAGAAUUUAAUGCAACGAUUUUUAGGUGUUUUUGUAUUUACAAAUAAUUUGUAACAAUUCACACACAUACUUAGAUACACGUGUCAGCAUAUUUAUUAUGAAACGAUCUCUUGCGUGCGCCAACGCAUUGGACAGCGUAAAUACAGAACUUUUAGCAAACACUGUACAUAUUAAAAACCAUUAAACACAAGCGAAAAAUCUUAAAAUGAAAAAAUAACAAGAACCACAUUUGAAUGCCUACUUGAACAGCUUCUGGCGGCCAGCUUAAGCAAACUGGCAUAAAACUGGGCAUACAUAAUUUGUAGUUAGCUUAUGAUUGUAAAUAUCAAUAAAAAAAAAUAAAUAAAACAAAAAAAUAAUAAUAAUUAUAAUAAUAAUUCUUAUUGAAUAAACAAACCCAAGCUGUAAUGUUCAUUAACAAAAUAUUAUUAAGCAGUUAAAGAAUAGACGCUUAAUAAGUUUGAACACAAAAACCAUAAGAAAACUUGAAGACGAGCUUCAAUUAACUGUAUGCUUUUUUUGCUAUAAGAAUCAUACAAAGCCACAUAAAAAAAAGUUAAAUUUAAAUAUACUUUAUAUUAUAAUUAAGUGUAAGAUGUAGCAUUGAAAGCAAAUGGUAAAGCACUUAGCUUUAAGCAACUCAAAAUGAAUUCUUUCGCCUGUCAGGCGGCGACAAUUAAACAUUAAAGCUAGGAAUUAGCGCCUAAUGAGAGAAUAAAAAACUUAAAUUAGAUACAUAUAUAUGUAUAUUGCUAUAUAAAUGGUAAUUGUAUUUAUACAAAACUAAUUAGUUAAGUGUAAAAAUAAUUAAUGCAUUAAAAUUAAUAAAAUACGCUGCUUAUUUUACAGUUACAAUUUUUUAUUGAGAAAAUUUUAUGUUUAACUAAAAAUGUAUUUUUAAUUUAUUAAUAUUUAUUUUGUUUAUAAUAUCAACAAUUUGUAUAAUUGCGUAUUUUUCCAUGUGUUUGCAAGAAAAUAAUGAUCGGCUUAUUACCACCAUUUGCUAUAUAAAAUUAAUUUCGUACUUUUUUGAGAAAUAAUUGUUUUUUUUUGCUUUCCUGAUGCCCAAAUAUAACUUAAUUUUACUAAUUAGUUUUAAGUAUAUAAAAUAGCUAAAGAACAACGACUUGUGCUUGCUUUAUUUCUUUAAUAAAAAAAUUAAAAAAAUUUUAUAAAACGAGACUAUUUAUUCAAAAUUUAACAGGUUCCUCAAAAUUGUUUUGAUUUCAGCCAAAUCAGAGAUAUUUAGUGGUAAUCUUGGUUGCAAGAGAAAAAAUGAUAAGAUUUUAAAAAUAUAAAAAACAAUUAUUUUCGUUUUUUUAUUUAAUUGGGCUAAAAGGUCUGCUUAAUCUAAAAGAUUUUUGUUGUUAAAAAUUAUUAUUAUAGAAAGCAUUUUUUAGCUAAUUUCUUUAAGAGAACUAGGCUGAAAGUGGAAGCAUUUGUUAACGAAUUUAUUUCAGUUUUGCGGCGAAAAGUAAGCAACAUUUUCGUCAUGAAUGAUCGAUAUGACCAACAAAGGCAAAGGAUUAUACUACAGAAAAAUCUACUGGACAAUUGAAAUAUAGGAAAGAGCUUACCAUAUGAUGAAAGAGCUAACUAAGAUAUUUUGUCAUUAUAAAUACUAUUAAUUUGCCAGCUUUGAAAAGCAAAUAUAUAUUCACACUGAAUUCAAAAAACUAUUUUAUUAAUUUUAAUAACUUUUCAAACGAAUUUUAAACUUUUUCGUUCAUUUUCGAGCUAUCAAAGGUCAACUUAUGUACUUACAGAUAAUUAAAAAAGAAAAAUUGCAAAAAACAUGAGAAAGGUUAAGGUUUUAAUUUUAUUGACGUUUUUAAGGCGCUUUAUGAAAUCCCGUUGUAAAUAAAUAUAAAAUAUUGCUUUCUAAAAAACACAAAAUCAUUUUCAAUAGAAUAUUAAAAUUCGGUUAAAAAUAAUUAUAUAUGUAUGUAUGUAUGUAAAUAUGCAGUUCAUUCGGCUCGGUCGAGCGAAUUGAAUUUCACCGCCAGAAUUGAAGAAACUUACACAAGAACACAUAUAAGUUCUAAGUGCGAAAAAACAUUUAAUUGAAAUAUUUAUAUAAACACAAUAAUCGCUAAAACUCUUAAAAAUACAUUUGCCGGCAUGUCACACUAACAAAUAGACACUCACGCACGCACAAAAAUGUGCGAAUUUACAAAGCAAAAAACCUCCGAUGUACUGGUGUUUCAUUUUCAACUACAAAAAACCACAAAGUGAAUGGACAUAUUAAAACUAAAUAAAUAAUAAAUGAUAGAAAAAGUGGCCGAAGUCAUAAAAAGCGAAACUGGAAACAAAUAAAGAGUAUAUUAAGUGCUAGAAUGGAAAAUAGCUAAAAAGAAUUGUGUUUAAAGGUUUUUAUAGUGCUGCUGCUAAAAAAUGUGGCAACCUUCAGAUGCGUCGUAGUGGUUGCAGAAUUUACAAUAACAUAAAAAGUAUACAAAAAACAUUGAACUUGUUAAUUCUUUUCAAAUAUUUUUUUCCACUUUUGUUACCGUUAUUUAUAUGUAUUUUUGUAAAUAUUGUUUUUUAUGUUUUGGUUUGUUUUGCUUUCGCCCUUUAUGCUGGUGUGUAACAGUUCUUAUUCCAUAAAAAUAUAUUGGAGGCAAAUAUCACAUAUUGACCAUAUUUGCUAUAUUUCUAAGCAGUUUUCACCAGACACGAAAUAUUUUAUGCAAAUAAAAUUUGGGAUAUACAUAUAGUCGACUUGGUAAAUUAAUUCAGAACUUAUUCAGCUCUACACUCACUAUCAAAAUUCCAUUCAUUACCGCGAAUCCAUAUAUACAUAUAUCGAUAUAAAAAUUCGACUCUUUUAUUUCAGAAACGGAUUAUAAUGAGAACGAUGAUCGUUCAGAAUAUUACACUACGAACUAAGUAUUAGAGCAGUUCGGCAAUGCCGCGGAAAUUCUAACAUUGUUUCGAGUAGUUUGGAGUCUCUAUUGUUAAAUUUUAUUGGGUUUAAGUGUUUAAUAGCAAACUGAAAAUUUUGUUAAGAAUUUUUUAACUGAUGCAAUGAGAGGUUUCUUUAAAGUGAGUCUAAAAUUCAUCAGUAAUUUUCAACUGCAUCUUUAGUGAUAGUUUCUAUUAUUUAUCAGACUAUUUAUUCUAUUCUAUAAAAAGUAAAUUUAUAUUAGUUAAACUAUUACUCUUGAUCAAUAUUUUACAUUUCUUCUAUUUAUCUUAUUAAAUUAAUAUUCAAUUUAUAAAAUUACCCUUUCAAAGAUGCCUGAUUUAACCAAAACCUCUAUGCCUUGACUUUAUCAACUACCAUAGAUGCUUAAGAGACGGCUACAUAAACGACGCGCUUGUAAUAUAUACAUGCAUAUAUAUACAUGAUAUUUGUAAGUAUUAUAUAUUAAGUAUAUGUAAAUUGCCAUGAAAAUUGUAAACUCUAUAGUGCAGUUAGAGACUCGUAGGGUUAGUGGUAGUUUACUAGGGAAACUGAAACAGACACUAUAAGCAUUCGAUUGUCGCAAAAAUAGUGAGCGAAAUUGACAAAAUGCUUAAAAGCUGUAUAACAUUUGCUGCUUAAAUUUUUAUAGAAUAGAAAUUUUGUUGUUAAUAAUUAAUAAAUAUUUUUUUAUUUUAUUUUUCAGAAUAAAAUUUUUAUUUAGAAUAAUUAAUUAAUUAAUAAAUAUAUUUUUUGCAUUUUUAUUUUUGCAAUUCAAAAAAGAUUCUUAGGAAGUAUGUGUGCAAAUGAGGACACAACCACACUUUUUUCAUUCUUGUCACUUAGUUUUUCUUGCUUGAGUUAUUUUUGCAAUUAUACAUAAAUACGAUUAGUGUUCAUCAAAAUAUUUUCGUAUCAAUUGAAUUAUUGGUUAAGUAAAUUGCGAAACUUUUUUUAUAGCCUAAGACUGAUAAUGCGAUAAUGUAUAAAGAAAAAAAGGUCAAAAACAAAAAAGUCUUUAAUAGUAAUAUUAGGUCUAUGAAAUAGUUAUGAUUAGUAAUGGGGAAAGCUAAAGCCAUUAAAGUAAAGGAUAUGUGUAAAAAAUAUAUAUGGAUUUGCAUAUUUGAAUAUAGUCAGGGGUAUAUAGAAAUAUGCGUAUGUAAGUGUAGAAAGAACUGUCAGGUAUCAAUAUGAAAAUGUCAUAUUUAUAAAUCAAAAUAUGAGAAAUGCAGAGCAUAAUACUUGUAAAAAAUGGUAAUAAAUGUGAGAUCGAUGAGAAGCUACAAGCAGCAGCUACAAAUAUACAUGCAUGUACAUGUAUAUGUAUAUAUGUAAGUGCACUCGGUUAUAGAAACCUAAAAUGAAUUUUAAAACAAACCUAAUUGGACUAUUAAAAAACAUAAUAACAACUCUGGGGGAAACAACAUACAAGUUCUUACUUAUUGUAAGGCCUUUUCUUAAUAAGUGAAAGCCCUUUCCAUAAAAUAUUUGUGAACAAGCGUUGAGCGUAAAAUUUUUUAAAGUCUUCAGUUUCUUGCUGUUUCAAACUUGAUAAGUUUUUAAACAGAAUCAACAUUAAAAAAAAAUGAUGCAUGAAAAAAAAUUUUUUAUCAAUUUCGUUACUUUUAAAAAAAUAUUUGAUUUUAAAAAUAUUUAAAAGCGUAAUGCUUUGUUCAAUAGUACUAAACCAACUUCAAAACUAUAUAGAAUUAAAAAAUAUUAAAAUUUGCUAAGUGAAUAGCAAAUAAUACUACUUUUAGCUGACAAUCAAGGAGCUGAAGACACGGGAAAUAAGUUGAACGAAACCAUUUUAUUGAGCUCACACACUGAUUCGCCUAAAUAUUCACACCGCAGACCAGCGCUAACUAUACAAUACACUAUUGACAAGUCCUUAACUCCUUUAUAAAGCUGCAAAUAACUAUUAUUAUUUCGUGUAAAAAAAGAUUAAAAUUCAGUGCCUAACCUAAAAGUUUUUCUACUCUAAAUAGAUUAUAUUAAGUUUGCCGCGAUAUUUGUAACACCUAGACAUAAACAUCGGAAAUCAUAUAAAAUGUAUUUUAUAUAUAAAUAAUCAGCAUGGUGAGCUGAGUUGAUUCAGUCAUGUCCAUCUGUCUGACUGAUAAUUUGUCGCUAUUAUUUUCAAAAUUUACUGACAUCUUCAAUAUUCCUCAAGCGGUUUCGAGUUUUAUGAGUACUUGGUACAUCCGACUUCUGCUGAGUUCACUUUUGUAAAUAUUCAUUAAAAGUACUUGUCAAAUUCGCUUAUUGUCGAUCGCUUUUAGAAGUUCCAAAAGUGCUCGGUGCCAAUAUUUUGCACUUCAUACAUACACUUUGUACCAGAAGUGUUUUUAACACAAAAAUAGCUGCAAUGCACUGAUAUAAUUCAUAGUGAUCACCCACACGGUUCGGCUGCUUGUUUCAAAGUAUUCAAAUUGUAUUUCGGUCUAAUGCAUAUUUAACUCAAUUGAUCGCAGUACUGUGUAGUGGAAUGUAUAUUUUUAAAUAAAAUGUAAAUUUAUGCACUUUUACUUGCAAUUCUACUUGUGCAUUUAUAGAUUCAUACUAUAUGUAUAUGUAGGUGUGUAUUCCGAGAAUCCAUUAGCUUCGUGUUACAAAAACAACAUUUCAUUUAAUUUUGGCACAAAAAAAUAAAUUUCCAGAAAUUGAAUUCACAGCCAAUUUGUUAACCAAUAAUUGAUUGAUGGCAUCAAUAAAAUAGUAAUUUGCGCCAAAUAAAUAAAAUGAACUGCCAGCUAAGCACACAACUACACACCCAUACACAAAAGUGGCAUCCCAGUAGUUUAGAGCUAGUGAGAUUCAGCAGAAUCAAUGUUGAAACGGUGCAUGAAAGCAUAUUUCCAAGGUAAAAUUAACAGUGGCUGGACGAAAAUAAAUUGUGGCUGCAGUCAACCUACUCACACACACGAUACACUCGAACGUAUAGUAUAUGCUGUUAUUGUACUAAAUUGGUGGGUAAUAGUUAAAAAGGAAACAAAUGUAGCGCCAUAGGACUUGAUGAAUUAAUUUAUUAAAAAGCACAAAUAGUAAUUGAAAGUAUUUGCGAAAGCAAGAAAAAAAUUCCGAAAGAUAUGAAAUGUUCAAUAAAUAAAGCGAUUGAAGCGUAAAAAUAAGAAAUCUAUAAGUUUUAAGUGCUAAGAAGAUAUAAGAUUAGCUAUACGUAGGCGUAUAAGUGUAUGUAAGUAUAAGCGGGCAAAAAUUUAUAUAUAUACAUAUAUAUAUAUAGGUAUUGUGCAUAUUUAAAUACAUAUACAAUUAUAUGUAUGUACGAUAAAUAUAUUGAAGCCAAAUUAGAGCAAAAGGCAACUGAACAAAAAAAUUUACGGAAAAAGAUUUAAUUAAGAAAAAGCAAAAAAAAAAGAAUAAUCAAUUAAAUUUAAACUGAUGAAAAAUUAAUUAAAAUUAAUGUUAAAUAUAUAUAUAUAUUAGUAUAUAAGUAUAUAUACACAGAUAUAUAGAUUUACAGCUCACAUAGCAGCUAACUCUAAGUGCGCAUACUAGAAAACGUUUAAGUCUUUUGCCAUUAGGCGUUUAAAAAAUUAUUUUUAUUUUCUAUUGAUAAUAUAUAUUAAGAGAAUAAAGAAAAUUGCAUUACUUACAAAGUCGGCAUUGUAAUAAUUACAGCUGUUUAUUUGUAUGCAGCAACCAAAACAGAUACAAAAUGCUUUUACUAUAAUUUAGGUAAAAUAAAACGGCUUUGUAGCAAAAAUAAAAAAAUUAAUUAAGUAAGAAAGAAGAUUAUAUACACAUAAGUAAUUAUUAGCUAUUAGCGAAAAACAGUUUAUUUAUUUAUAUUUAAUGAUAAAGCGUGGCAGCAAUAGUUUUCGCAUACUGAAAAAAAAAAAAAAAAAACAAUAAUGUCAAAUAAAUAUUUAAUGAUGCGGGUGCAUACACAAAAUCGACCACGUUUUUCACUGCAACAAGUUUACAAAGACACAACUCAUAUUUUUCAAUUUCAAACGAUAACCGAAUAUUUCUUUGUAUGCCUUAAAUAUACAAUAUUAAAGUAAAAAUUACUUUUUUCGAAAUAUUAAAAACUAAAUAACCUGUUUUUUUAUAUUUGACAAACAAAAUAUUUUUAAAAGUAGCCUGCUUUUACACCACACUCUAUUAACAAUGAUUUCGUUCCUGUAAACAAAUUUAAAUUACGAACAAAAAUUGAAAAACGCAGAUAGCUCUCAAUACUAAUUAAAAAUACUAAUUUUGCGCAUUUUUCUUCAACGAAACCCGUACAAUAAAUGGCAAAGAAAAAAUAAAUAAAAACGAUAAUUUUGGCCCGCCACACAUUUGCCCAGAAUGCAACCAACUCCUAAGUUUCAAAUACAUAUAUAAUGACAGAAGAUAUACUGUAAAAGAAAAUCCAUGCAAGAUCAACAAAGUCACAGACAACAUUACACACACUUAUAUACAGUUAUAUGUAAGUACACGCAAAAACAGCGUACAUGGAAUAUGGAUUAAUUCUACCGAAAUGUAAUUGAUGGAAGUCAAAUGUCGAAAAAUAAAUAAAUAAUAUACACGUGAAUAUAUUUAAUGUAAAA
Molecule: messenger RNA, 11703 nt
Organism: Bactrocera neohumeralis
Lineage: Eukaryota; Metazoa; Arthropoda; Insecta; Diptera; Tephritidae
Gene: Con
Product: connectin
Exons: 9
Coding region: 1879-4038 (719 amino acids)
Molecular function (GO): protein binding
Source: RefSeq, a predicted model, not a curated record